AUGCAUCUAUUCAAGGAGGGCAUCGUGCCCAAGUGGGAGGACCCUCAGUCGACACGCACCUGCCAUCUUAUCCAUGGCCUCUCCUUCCUCGCAUUCCGACUCCCCCUCCAUCCCCUUCCCCCCCUGCCCCCCCUUUCCCUCCCACUCCUCCUCCCCCUCUCACCCCCCCUCCCUCCCCUUCACAGCCUGUACAACAAUGUGACGUCAGCAGCCACUCUCCCCCCCAGGAUGGACAUGCAUCUAUUCAAGGAGGGCAUCGUGCCCAAGUGGGAGGACCCGCAGUGCGAGAAGGGCGGCUCCUGGACCGUCUUCUGCCGCACCAAAGACAUGUUUGAUAACAAUGUGGUGAGUGUGGCUCAAUGUGGUGAGUGUGGCUCAAUGUGGUGA
Molecule: messenger RNA, 387 nt
Organism: Closterium sp. Yama58-4
Lineage: Eukaryota; Viridiplantae; Streptophyta; Zygnematophyceae; Desmidiales; Closteriaceae
Source: the annotation of a GenBank genome assembly